This is a messenger RNA of Bombus pascuorum, 1510 nucleotides long. RefSeq lists its product as uncharacterized. The transcript has 6 exons. The record is from RefSeq and is a predicted model, not a curated record. NCBI's taxonomy places the organism in Eukaryota, Metazoa, Arthropoda, Insecta, Hymenoptera, Apidae. The coding region runs from base 396 to 1058 and encodes 220 amino acids.
AGAAAAUUGGGGGCAAAUGAGACGCUUCGCGCCGAAAAGUCAAACGGGCGCGCUGCCGUGGAGGAAGGGGAAGACAACGAGGAAACGGAGAGAGAGUUCAUCCCCGAUCGAUCGACGGUCGUUCGGACACGGUGACCUCGAUCCUCGAUCCGACGUCUCCUUUCACUCGAGCACUUCUUUCGAGAGCUCUUUCUCGCACCGGCGCUGCCAAGGAACGUGAUUGCAUUCUAUCGCGUUCGCUGGAGUACGCAGGCUCGACGUCGUGUUACCUGCCAGACCGACGUUUAGAUUUCACUUUCAUAAGAUCGGCGGCAGAAAAGUCGACUGAUAUCCGCAUACUCGAACAAGGAUUACACCGCGAGUAUACGAGAGGACGGAUCUGUUUGAUGUAAACGAUGUGGAGCACGAAGGACAUCCUAACGAAGCUGUGUAUCCUGCUGCUUCUUUGCGAACACGCAACGUGCUUCGUUAUUCCGGAGGAAUUGCCCACCAUACUUUCGCUCAUCUACUCCAACAUCCCGCCGAUAAAGAAAGGUACCGACUCGAGGAUAGGCGUUGGUUUCCGGCUUGGCGAACACGCGGACUUCCAGAUGCUGUUUGAGUUGGGACCGCAAACGGAAACCGAGCCCAUUAGCAAUGCCGACUCGAAGAGACGUCGAGACGCGAUGUUCAGCGCCGCGAUGAGAGGAGAGCUCGGAUCGCUGGCUCAGGCAGUGGCCAAGUACCAGUUGGAGCGCAAAUUACAGAAGGAAUUGGAUAGAUCAAAGAAGACGGAGAAGAAGUCAAACGCAGCGGCUACGCCAGCAAACGACGACAAAAACACUGUCGCCAGCGAAUGGCUAACCAAAUGGAGCAAGGAUAUGGGCAAGUCGUCGGAGGAUCGAUCGUCCUCGGAAGACGUUUCGCCUGAGAAGAACGUGUCGACGCCCGCGAAAAUUCAAACCGUACAAAGGAUAAGACAAAGUUCGCAAUCGACUGACAAGAGAAAUACGAUUUCCGACUUGAAGCAAUUGUACAAAUCGCAGAGUGAUACGGAGAUAGAGAAGAGAAUUACCUAAUCGUAAUACGUUAAUCGUUAGUAAGGUACGUUCGUCGUGAAUUUUGUAGAUAGAUCGUUCGUUAACUAUAUAUACGGUGUAAGUAACGAAGCAGGAAAGAAGGCUAAAUCGAUUGAUAUGGUUUUUACGUGCCAAAGAACUUUGAACUUGCUAUUACCAGUUGCAGGGAAAACGUGUCAAACUGUAGAAGCUUUUAUCCUUCCGACGGAUGAUUUGGUAAUAUAGAAAUACCGACGGGACGUGACUUUGUUGUACAAACGAGAAUACGAAAACGAAGCUUCGUUAAAUCGGUUUCGCUACGCGUAACGCCUCCUAUGUGUUCGUUCUUGCGCCGAUUCGACAAAAUUUCAAGUUGUGGUUGUUGUAUAGGGAAUAAGAUUUUAUAUACCAAAUCGUUAUUUGUAUACCGUUCUAUGAAAUUGUGUUUAAAAAACAGAGUGAAAUACUAUAUG